Molecule: messenger RNA, 4058 nt
Organism: Monodelphis domestica (gray short-tailed opossum)
Lineage: Eukaryota; Metazoa; Chordata; Mammalia; Didelphimorphia; Didelphidae
Gene: DBNDD1
Product: dysbindin domain containing 1
Biological process (GO): negative regulation of protein kinase activity
Cellular component (GO): cytoplasm
Source: RefSeq, a predicted model, not a curated record
GGAUGAGAAGCGCCCGGUUGUGUGAGGGCUCCCAGCCUGCCGGUGCGACAUGGGCCGCCCCAGCUCUACAGCGGGGCAGCCUGCUUGGCCCCUUUAGAGCUCGCCAGCAGUGGGGAGGGCAAUGGGGCCAGCCCUCUGGGCCUUUCUCCACAUUUAGCCGCCACCUGUCUCUAGGGGCUGAGCGCGCUCUCCCUCUGUUCUCUAGGGGGAACAGUUACACUUGUCCUAGCAACCAGGCGGAGGGCCCCGGGCCCGGACUGCAGAGCCCCAGCCCCAGGCGCCCUCCUCCCUCCGCCCCGGCAGCCUGCCAGCGUGGCUCUCUGCCGCGCGCCCCCAGCCACAGGCGCGCACGCGCGCCCCCAGCCACACACGCACACCCCGUGCCCCUCUCACUUUCUCUCCCUCCCGCGCCUCUCCUCUCCAGCUCCCCUCUCCGCAGUCUCUCUCCCUCGCUCUGGCUCGCGAGCUCUGGCUCGCCUGCCCCGCACCCCGCCUAGCUCAUUUGCUAUGCGAUGCUUCCUUGGCCGCGGACAAGCCGGCAAGUGAUCAGCCGGCCGCGCACCGUCCCCCUUGGCACGGCGAUGUGCGCUCCUGCCGCUGGCGCAGUCGCUGCCUGCUGCAGGGACGCGGGGGCUGGGGCCGGCCGCCCUAGGGAGGAGGCUGAAGCCGCCGCCGCCGCCGCCGCCGCCGCCCUGUCCUCCUCCUGCUGCCGCUGAGUGAGAGCCGAGGGGCGGAACCGAGACCCACACCACCGGCCGAAUGGAGGCUCAAGACGGGGCCGGCAUCCUAGAACUAACUAAAGAAAUCCAGUCAUCGCAGACAGCAUUGGUAGUGCCAGGCCACGGGACAGGGGAUGAGUCCGGCACCUCCCUGGGAGAGGAAGAGGAGGGAGGAAUUCCAAUUCCUGCUCCUGGGCUCCUGCAGGUCACAGAGAGAAGGCAACCUCUGAGCAGUGUCUCCUCACUGGAGGUCCAUUUUGAUCUCUUGGACCUUACGGAGCUGACAGAUAUGUCUGACCAAGAACUGGCUGAAGUCUUUGCAGACUCAGAUGAUGAGAAUGCUACAAAUGAGUCUCCAGCAGGUUUGCACACACACCCGCUCCCUCGAGCCGGGUAUCUGCGCUCCCCUUCCUGGACCAGGACCAAAGCGGAACAAAACAGAGAAAAAAAGCACCUCAGUGACUCUGAGCUGCAGGCGGGGAUCGUGGACACUUUUCUCACUAUAGAGAGGCCGAAGGAAGACUAGGCUCUUUUAUAACCUGCCCCGGGAGCCACACGGAGGGCCCACGACGGGAACGUCCACAGUUGCAUCAAUCACAAAUUCUGGACGAUUUGUGAUGCUGAAGAUCUUUUUGAUGUGAGAGACUUUGGCCACACUGCGGAGCCCCGCCAUCAUCUCUGCCCUGACUGCUUUGCUUCCUUCCGUCCCAUUUCCAAGAGGUGGAAUCAGCGUGGUAGGAGUCGAGGCAUCCCUCCAGGGUGAUGGCCGGCACCCGGAGUGGGGAGGGGUUGGAGGCAGCUGGCAGGACUGUUGGCCCUUGAAGCACUCCCUCUCUUGCGGGGUGCACCGGCGGGUCUUCCGGAGCUGGAGUCGUUGCUGCAGAAGGUGCAGGCUGAAUUAACCUUGAUCCCAACAUGCUGGAGAGGCAGUCCAAGGAGAGCGAGGGAGCCAACAUCUAAACCAACAGAUUCUUCUAAGACAGUUAAGUGCUACGAGACAAAAGCAAAAGCCCAGCCAUUGGGCUCCAGCCGCCAUCUUUUAGUAUAAGCACAGUCUUUCUCCAGUGGCCUUACUCACAUCUCUUUCUCUGUGCAUGGCCAUGUAUUUUCUGUGGAAUUCUAUUGCUCAGAAACCAGGACGCUCCGCCUCUCACUUGGUCAGAAGCUUAGCUCUCAUCAGCUUUUCCUGGGAGGACUGACUGGUAGUCCAGAAAACCACAGCAAAAUCUGGAAUGGUCUUCAGUGUCACAGGGAUCAGAUGUGGGAAUGACACUUAUGGUGGCCACGUAUCUGACAUCUGUCUAUUGGUUUAAGGGACCCAGCUUCUCUCUGCUUAUUAAAUCUUCUGGAAAGUUCCUCUUUUCAGAACUGGUGCUGUCCAGCUCUAAAAUGGUUCUGAGAAAGGCCGAAGAGUAAAAGACGGUUCAAACUGGUAACAUUCAAUUUACUUGUUAUCUCUAGGCUUGGCGGAAGGCCUUUUGGUUUCCAUUUUUUCAUACAAGUGGUUGCACCCCAAAUUCGGAAACUGGGGUUUUUAGUAGUGGCAAAAGGAAAAUUCCAUUUGUUUUCAAAUUCUGGAGACUGCCUAGGGAUCCAAGGAUUCUCUCCUGAAGCUAUCCAUACCAAUUUGAUUCUUGCCGCACUUUCGGCCAAAGGAGGCAGAGUUGGUGGCCCAUCUUCUUCCAUUCUCUCCUACUGACCAUUCUUCUCCUAAAGUCUUUCCUUGGGUUAGAGAGCCACGUACUAGAUCAGCUUUGUGACCCAGACCCUUUCUGACCUCUGGGCUGGGCUUUCCGGGACUCUGGCCCAUUUCCUACCUUGCUCAGAACACCAAAUAAUGCCAAAACUGCCUAAGGAACCAUGGCACCUCCCUUAAGUGAUUAAGGUGAGGGGAGGAAAAGAGGCUCAUGAGACGCUCCCCCUUUCCCACCCCACAAUCUUCUCAAUGAGGGGUUACUUCUCAUGUUCCAAUAACAUGGAUUUCCUAUUCUGCACAUCACCUCUAGUUAAUCUCACGUAAACACGUCAUACCCUAGAGUAGCUUUGAGCCUGUGGCUGCCCAUCACAUCUCCAUUGUCCUUCCACGUGAUGCUGUCUUGCUGGGUGUCACCUUAUACUGAGAGGAAGCAGGGACCAUUUUUUGAGCUGUGCUUCUGGAUCUGCCCAAAGGAGAGACUUUGCAAAUGGGACUCGUCUUUCCAGACGUCUUGCCAGCCGAGAUGUGGGCCAAUUACGGAGGCCUGAAGUCCCCAAGAACUGGCAUUUCUUCUAAACAAAAUGGCACCUAGCUCAGCUGCUGGCCGGUGGUUGGCACCCCCCCCCCCACGUCCCCCUUCCCAUAUUUAAAUUCUCUUGUACGGAGUACCAUGGACACAGGGUCAUGGACUGACACCAAGGAGGAAUGUAUGCCAUGUCAAAGAAUGGUUUUGGAAUGGGAUCCAAACUCAUUUUUUUGCUUGGACCCUAGACUGUGGAGCCUUCCACUGUUUUCUUUUCUCCAUUUACAUUUCUUACAUGGCUAUAAAAUAGGUUCUUAAUCUUUGUUCCAACAGAGACAGAAUCAAAUGUAAGUCAAGUCAAAUCUCAUCAUACUUGCUAUUUGCAGGGCGCCGUGCUAAGUACUACGAGAGCAACAAUAAAGAACGAGCUCUGGCUCCUGCCCUCCAGGAUCUAGGCCAGCUACAGGAGAAGGCUUCGGGCCCGAUUCCCUGAUUUCAGAGGCUGUUAACCAGGCCGCUUCCCAAAUGCUCCGUAGUGCUGGCUAGCUGCCAGCUGACAGAUGUACGGGCACCUCUCACUCCAACUGAGAGACGCCACCGGGGGCUUCUGGCCUGUCAGCCGGUGGGAAUGCCCCGCGUUCUGCUCUUCCCAGAGAUAUCUCUCAAGCUCCGACACUUCAAAACCAAGAAGCUAAGAUGAAAACUACCCACCGCCUUCACAAAGAGGCCAUCAGACCUGCUCUAUUGUGUGUAAUUACUUCCCAGAAAAGCAGCCCUGUUAGCACCGGAGAAACUUCCCUAAAUGAUAUAAAAGGGGCAGACCUUUGUGCAUUUCCCUUCCCUAACCUGUUCUACCCCUGGGAUGCCAGGCCAGCUAAGUAACCAUGCCAGUAGGCCAAGGAGCUGAGCAUAGGAUGUUUGCCCGACACGAUAAAAGUCAAAUUCGUACUUUGGUUUGCUUUUAAACUUGAUCACACGAAGGCAGCUAGAGCAGCACACGACCCACUGCCCACUCCCGUGACCGACUGUCCUUCCUGUGUAUUGUACUUUUUCAUUAGUUCAUGUAGCAGCUUUCUAGCACAUCAUCUGAAAAAAUGGUAUUAAAACCUCAUCCCUCUCA